Capsella rubella is the source of this 2197-nucleotide messenger RNA. RefSeq names its product L-type lectin-domain containing receptor kinase I.3. Bases 1 to 1998 code for a protein of 665 amino acids. Gene Ontology annotation, biological process: protein phosphorylation. The transcript has a single exon. Gene Ontology annotation, cellular component: plasma membrane. The record is from RefSeq and is a predicted model, not a curated record. NCBI's taxonomy places the organism in Eukaryota, Viridiplantae, Streptophyta, Magnoliopsida, Brassicales, Brassicaceae. Gene Ontology annotation, molecular function: protein kinase activity; ATP binding; carbohydrate binding.
AUGUCUUACAGACUGCAUCUUUUUUUGAUCUUCUCCUGUCUUUAUCUGAUUUGCCACUCAAGUCAACAAGAAACUCGGUUUGUCUACAAUGGCUUCGAUCAAGCUGAUCUUUUCAUUGAUGGGAUCGCCAAGAUCCUUCCUGGUGGGCUUUUACUGUUAACAAACUCUACAGAGCUGCAGAUGGGUCAUGCUUUCUUCAAGCAGCCAUUUGAUUUUGGUCCAUCUUCAUCGCUCUCGUUCUAUACACAUUUUGUGUGUGCUCUGGUUCCUCCUAAGUUGGGAGGUGUUGGUGGCCAUGGGAUUGCCUUUGUUGUGUCUCCUUCGAUGGAUCUCUCUCAUGCAUACGCAACUCAGUAUUUGGGUGUAUUUAGCAAUAAUGGGACUUCUUCUACUUCUCCUCUGCUAGCUAUUGAACUCGAUACUGUUAAGACAGUAGAGUUUAAUGAGUUGGAAAAGCCUCAUGUUGGUAUUGAUGUGAACAGUCCAAUAUCUCUUGAAUCUUCUCUGCCAUCUUACUUUUCCAGUGUCUUAAGGAAAAAUAUAAGCAUAGAUCUUCUGAGUGGAGAGCCUAUCCAGGUCUUUGUGGAUUACGAUGGCUUGUUUCUAAAUCUUACUCUGGCUCCUAUAGAUAUCCAGAAGCCAAAUCAGCCUCUUAUAUCAAGAGCCAUGAAUCUUUCAGAAGUUUUUCAAGAGAAGAUGUAUGUUGGGUUCUCUGCAUCAACAGGGAACAUGCUCAGUAACCAUUAUAUACUUGGGUGGAGUUUUAGUAGAAGCAGAGAACUAUUACAGACCUUGGACCUCUCUAAACUCCCUCAGGUUCCUCUUCCUAGAGAAGUUAAAAAGAAACUAUAUUUAUCUCCACUGCAUAUUGGUUUGGUCGUCUUAUUGGUGAUCCCUGUGGUGAUGGUUCUUGGAGGAAUGUAUUGGUACAGAAGAAAGAAAUAUGCAGAAGUUAAAGAAUGGUGGGAAAAGGAAUAUGGACCACACCGGUUCUCGUAUAAGUCUUUGUACAAAGCAACAAAUGGGUUUAGUAAAGAUUGUCGUGUUGGUAAAGGUGGGUUUGGAGAAGUCUAUAGAGGAACUCUGCCCUUAAGCAGGCAUAUAGCUGUGAAAAGACUAUCACAUGAUGCAGAGCAAGGAAUGAAACAGUUUGUGGCAGAAGUUGUAACUAUGGGAAGUUUACAGCAUCGCAAUUUGGUUCCUCUUCUCGGGUAUUGCAGGAGAAAAGGUGAAUUACUGUUAGUCUCUGAGUUCAUGCCCAAUGGCAGUCUUGACCAGUACUUGUUUCAAAACCAAAACCCAUCUCCUUCAUGGUUGCAAAGGAUUUCUAUUAUUAAAGACAUUGCCUCGGCUCUCAGUUACUUGCAUAUAGGAACUAAGCGCGUUGUUUUGCACCGGGAUAUAAAAGCUUCUAACGUAAUGUUAGAUUCUGAGUUCAAUGGGAGGUUAGGUGAUUUUGGCAUGGCCAAGUUUCAUGACCAUGGAGCCAACUUAUCUGCAACAGCUGCUGUGGGAACUAUAGGUUACAUGGCACCAGAGCUAAUAACAACUGGAACGUCUAUGAAAACCGAUGUGUAUGCAUUUGGUGCUUUCCUUCUUGAAGUAACUUGUGGAAGACGACCUGUGGAACCUGAGCUGCCAGUUGAAAAGCAAUAUUUGGUCAAGUGGGUAUUUGAAUGCUGGAAACAUGCUUGUUUACUCGAGACUAGAGAUUCAAGAUUGGGAGGAGAAUUUGUAUCUGCGGAAGUUGAGAUGGUUCUGAAACUUGGACUGCUCUGCACAAAUGCUAUGCCAGAAUCAAGGCCUUCCAUGGAGCAAGUGGUGCAAUACCUUAACCGAGACUUACCCUUGCCGGAUUUCUCGCCAUCUACUCCAGGUAUCGGGGCUUUUAUGCCAGUUUCAGCCGUAGCAUCAUCUGCCAUUGAGGUCUCCAGAUUAAGGAACUCGUCAGUUUCUAUGUUUGUUACUCACACGAUCUUGGACGGUCAUGGGAGAUGAGAAAUCUAAGGAACUGUGUAUGUUCUGCAUCUAGAUCUGUCUUGCUACUUAAAUGUUUUAACUUAAAACUGUUGACUAUGUUGUCUGUUGAUGUUGUACUCAAACAGAUCGUCAUGUCCUUUGUAAUCCAAGAAUCUGUAAGUUUCAUAAUUGGACAUGCUUACCUGUGAAAUUGAACAAUAAUCCAAGUUUGACAUUA